CCCUGACGUCCAGUCUCUUCAGCGCAGCGGAACCGCGCGCACGUCGCGAUCCAAAUUCUAAAACUUUGUGAUGUAACGUGUGUUAGUGGCCAGUGUUGUUUACGUUCCAUCCACGACAACCUCUCCCCCGACGGAUUUACUUCAGUGAUGUGGUGUGAGAUUUAGAAAAAAAGUUGUGACAUCGGAUGUCUUUGUAAUUUUUGUAUGUGUUACUAAGGAAAUUAUUAUCUUUGAUAAACGUCGCUUAUUUUAAUUUUUUAGGAUUACUGAUUUUAUCUUCGUGAUUACGACACUGGAGCACCAAACAAAAACUUUAUCUAUCUAAAUUAUCUUCAAAAUAGAAAUUGAAUGUUAAUCAUGGCAAAACCAGUGGAUGUUGUGGAAUGGAGCGUAACAACCUCUAAUUUCAGUCAACGAAUAACUCAUGAGUGCGAUGAAGUGUAAAAAAUUCAAGUUCAAGUGAUUACCGAGCGAUGGCUCUGAGGCAUGACGUCAUGGAGCCCGGCUUCCUCCCGGCCGACCCUCCGCCGGACAAGGACCUGGCUUCGGAAUACUUCAACACCUUCAGCCAGAUAUGUGACAACUAUCGUCCGGAAAGCGAACAUUUGCGACAGACUUCCGACAGCUUGAGGCUUACAUCAGAAAUCUUAGAUGGUAGGGAAUUUGUGGACUAUAAAGACGAUAGAAACAGUGAGUUUGUGACGACGGAUUUUAACGAGAAAGUGUUUUUGGGUAGAGAGCCCAAUGUGUUUUCGUUCGGGCAGCCCGACGCGUCGGCGCUGCUGAAGCAGCGGGCGAGAAGACGGUACCAGGAGGAGCACGGGCUGCAGCCACCGCCGGCCACCAGUCAGGAGAGCGGGUACGGCAGUGAUGAGUUCGGUCACGACUCGCCCAGUAGGUUCGCGUCGCCCAAGGGCGCCGGCGCGGCCGCGUACCAGGAGCCCUACUACGGCGGCGAGUGGGCUGCGGGCUAUUACCAGCCCCCGCCGCCCUACCAGCACGACCCUUACGCCACUUCGCCAGGUAUAGCGAGCGGCGCGGUGGGCGAGCCGGCGGGCGGCGGCGGCGGCGGCGAGCUGCCGCUGCCGCCGAUGUCCUCGUUCCGCGCGGCCGCGCCGCACCACUCGCCCACAGACCCCAUGCUGGUGGCCAAGCCUGCGCUGCAGCCGAUGUACUCUGCAAGCGGCGCGGCGGGCGGCGCGCUGGCGGAGGCGGGCAGCCUGUCGUCGUACGGCUCGUCCCCGUCCACGCCCGUGCACUCCCCGCCUCCCCUACACGCCCGCCUCUACCCCCCGCUCAAGCAUUCCCCGCACCACCACGUGCAUCACAAUGGACAGCAGCCGGGCUGGGCGCCGCCGGGCGUGUCGUCCCCGCCGGCGCCGGCCGCGCCCGCGCUCGCCAACGGACACCAUCACGUGCCCGUCUUCCCGCCGCCCGUCAUGGGCGCGCCGGCCGAGGCGAGGCAGCUCGACGAGGCGAUGGUGUUCCUGCGGGAGCACUCCGACGUCGUCGGCGCGCGCAUGGAGGAGCGCUUGGACGACGCCAUCAACGUGCUGAGGAACCACGCGGAGGCGCCCGACCUCUACCCGCAGGACCACCACCACCCGCCGCCCAACGCGGCGGGCGGGCGCGCGGUGGCGGGGCUGGCGCUGCACGAGCCCGUCAAGCUGGAGCGGCAUCUGCUGCCCAACACCAAGAAGCGCAAAGAGCCCCCGGACUCGGGCCUGGAGUCAAAGCCGUCGUCGUCGGGCUCCGACCCCAAGCUGGCCGCCGGCUCCAAGCGCGCGCGCAGAUACUGCUCGUCCGCGGACGAGGACGACGUGGACCCGGACACGAAGGCCGCGCGCGAGAGAGAGCGCCGCCAGGCCAACAACGUGCGAGAGAGUUGUUCGUCCGCGGACGAGGGCGACGACGACGCGGACCCACACGCCAAAGCGCUCAGAGAGAAGGAGAGGCGGCAAGCCAACAACGCGAGAGAGAGGAUACGGAUAAGAGACAUAAACGAGGCGCUGAAGGAGCUCGGCCGGAUGUGCAUGACGCACCUCAAGAGCGACAAGCCGCAGACCAAGCUGGGGAUCUUGAACAUGGCCGUAGAGGUCAUCAUGACUCUGGAGCAACAAGUCAGAGAACGCAAUCUGAAUCCAAAAGCGGCGUGCCUAAAACGGCGCGAAGAAGAGAAGGCGGAGGAGGCGCCCAAACUGCUGGCGGCGCCGCUGCAGCACUACCAGCCCAUGCCGGGCAUGGGUCAGCUCCCCGGGCAGCCCCCCACCGGCCCCCCCCAGCAACAAUAGCGACGAGUCGGCCCCCACUACGCGCUGCCCUAGCCCCCUCCCCCCUCCCCCCACCCCCACGCCCACGCCCCACACACAACACGCUAGCUACGUAUGAUUGCGUACCGAUUGAAUCAAUUCAAUUACUCCAUCGGGUGGAUCCA
Plodia interpunctella (Indianmeal moth) is the source of this 2434-nucleotide messenger RNA. RefSeq names its product daughterless (gene da). Gene Ontology annotation, biological process: regulation of transcription by RNA polymerase II. The transcript is spliced from 15 exons. The record is from RefSeq and is a predicted model, not a curated record. Lineage: Eukaryota; Metazoa; Arthropoda; Insecta; Lepidoptera; Pyralidae. Gene Ontology annotation, cellular component: chromatin; transcription regulator complex. Bases 474 to 2291 code for a protein of 605 amino acids. Gene Ontology annotation, molecular function: DNA-binding transcription factor activity, RNA polymerase II-specific; RNA polymerase II cis-regulatory region sequence-specific DNA binding; protein dimerization activity.